Orbicella faveolata is the source of this 3740-nucleotide messenger RNA. RefSeq lists its product as uncharacterized. Gene Ontology annotation, molecular function: S-adenosylmethionine-dependent methyltransferase activity. The record is from RefSeq and is a predicted model, not a curated record. NCBI's taxonomy places the organism in Eukaryota, Metazoa, Cnidaria, Anthozoa, Scleractinia, Merulinidae.
UUUUCUCGACGAAUUCCUUUUGGAGAUUUCGGAAUCCCUUUAGAAAAGAGCUAAAGAACCAAACUUUUAAGUGAAGAGUGUAGAUUUCUUUUUCAAUGCUUAGCUAUGAGAGGGUGCCUGCAGGUUCGUAAUUAUCUUUUUUGUAGGAAUGAUGAAAUAAUAAUAAAAAAAAUUAUGGCAUCCUUUCAAAGAUUUGUUCAACUGCAGGUUUACUUGACAUUCCGAAUUUCCCCUUCUACGUUCCAAAUUUUCGUUUGCCAGCUAAGUUCCAGGCUUUCGCGGUCCAAGCCCUCGAUUUAACAUGGCGGAUGCUGGUACUGGCAAAGUUGGAUUACGAAAGUUUACGACUGAUGUGUCUUUAUACGAAAGAGGGAGGCCGGAAUACUCAGAGGAAUCCGUUGAAUUUCUUCUCAAUCGUGUCGACGCGUUGGCUUCUGACAACCAAGAGCCGAUAAAACUUUUGGAGAUUGCAGCUGGAACUGGGAAAUUUACACGAGCGAUGGUUCGGGUUCUGGCGGCAAAGAAAGCAAACGUGGAUAUAAUUGCCAGUGAUUCUCAGGAGGUGAUGUGCGACAUGUUUCGACGCGUUGUACCUGGCAUUGAAAUGUUGCGCUUUCCAGCAGAGAACAUUGCGCUUCCAGAUGAGAGCGUUCCAGUAGUUAUUUGUGCCCAGUCAUUUCACUGGUUUGCUAGCGAAAAGUCAGUUGCUGAAGUUUGUCGUGUUCUUAAACCAGGAGGCAAGUAUGGUAUGAUCUGGAACCACAGAGAUUGGUCUGUUCCGUGGGUGAGGGCUAUACAGGACAUAGUCGAUCCAUUUGUGAGACAGAAGGAUAUGCCAGCAGAUCCUAGAGAACUACAAUGGAUGGAGAGUAUAGAUAAGUCUGGCAAAUUUACAACUGUAGAAAGGGACACUAACUUUAGAAUUUAUCUGGAAGGAGACAUUGAUAAAAUAGUGUCUGUUAUAAUGUGUAUAAGUGCUAUAACCCAGAGUAGUGAAGAAAAGAGGGCUAUGGCUGAAUCUAAUAUCAGAGAUAUUCUUACAAAUCACCCAGAUCUGAAAGGAACCCAAGUGUACAAGCUACCAUAUAUCACAGAUAUUUGUUGGUGUACAAAGAAAUAACAAGACUCACAAAGGUAAUAAAAAAUCAACUCAGUGUUAGUAAUUUGAAAGAAUUACAAAGGGGGAAUAAAUUUUGAUGAUUUGAAAAACCUAUAGAACAGGGAUCUGAAUCAAAUAAUUUAAUUGGCAUAGUACUGCAAGGUUCAGCAUCUGCUGUAACUUCGUUGGCCGAGGUUAGUUGGUUGAAUGUUGGGGUUUUAUUUGUUUAGUAGUCUAGUGGCAAGCACUAACAGUUGAUGGCAAAUUACCUUGGGUAAUAACAAAGUCAUGGUCAAAAAUGUCUAUUGAUUCAAGCUAACAGACUAUUUAUCCCUGAUUUGAUCUGAAUUGUUAGUGUAGUAAAUCAAUGCACCAUGGAUUAGUGGCAAUCCCAGUGGCUAUUAACCCUUUAAAUCCCAGGGGUGAUCAAAAUAAAAUUUCUCAUCACAAUACCAAUACAUUAUCAAGCAAACAGGUGAUAAGUCAAUAAAGAAAAUCAUCACUUAAGUGACACUGUCCAGAUGUACCACCAGUUUCUCAUAACUGAUAUUAAAAGAACUGUAUGGCUGUAAGUAAGAAGAAAUCACAUUUUGAACUUGGGACUGAACUAAAAGAUUAAGAAAACUAUUUUAUAGUAAAUGUACUGCAGGCUAGUACAUUUCCAAAGUAGCUGUCUCAGUGGUUAUAAAUUCAGUGUAAGAGAUUUCCUGCUUCAGUAUAUAUACUAACAGUAAGUGUGUUGUAGGUUAGUGAAUGCAAGGUUGAAUGUUGUGUACAUGUACAUGUACUCCCUGUGCAUUUCAAACAGUUACAUGAGAUUGAGCAAUAGGUACUCAUGCUUCUUUCUGCUUGAAAAUAUACGUAGUUAACAAUUUACAUGUACUAAAGAAAAAUGCAAGCCGGCUCUUUACUUGUGGCAAUAGCGAUACAAUUCUUCACCCAAUAAUGAAAAUGAAAGUAAGGUGUUUGAUUGAAAGUUUGAAUGUAUCAUAAAGUUAUACAGUGUGGCUAGUAAUAAUUUAAUCACUUAUGAUGUGGGAGACAUUAUUACAAUAAUAAACUAAUACUGAAUAAUCACAGAUUAUGCUAGGGCCACUUGCAGCCUGCAGUAUAAGAUGGAUUAUAUGAAGAUAAAGGAGACAAAUAGGUUGGUAACACAUUGUUAUAUGAGGCGACUGUUCUGAAGUAUAUUUGUUAUUUAUGAUCAUAACAAUAAAAUUGCACAUUGCAUUAUCUUUUCCCACAAAUCUCAUGCAAUAUUAUUUGGAGAAGUACUUGAUUAUCAGUUUAUCCCAAAGAUGUUUCAUUUUGAUAAUCCUUCAGGAUCUUCAUAAAUACUCUUGGACCCUGUAAGGAUCCUGCCAUGAUCCUCAAGGAAUCCUGUUAAGAACUUUUUUAAAGCUCCUGGGUAAAUUCUUAUCACAUCUUUGAUGUUGCUGAAAGAUCCUUGCAAAGAUCUUUACACUAAUCUUUGCUGUGAUCUUUGUUGAGAUUCUCUUCAUAUAGAAGGCCAUCAAGGAAUGUCCUGCAAGGCUCAUCAGGUAAGCCAGGCAAUAGUAAACCCAAUGAGGAACAGUAGUCAAGACUGAGAUAAUUAUCUGAAUGACACUUGAGAACUCACAAAGAUUUGGCUUUGAGAAGAAUAAUUUUAUGAAAGCUUAUGGUAAAGACAAAACCAACCUAGUUACAACAUUGAGCAAUUAUUUUACAUAACCACCAUCCUAAUGGUGUAUUCAAGUUAGGAAUUGGACACUUCUUAAUGUAUCAUUGUAUGAGUGAAUUCAAAGCAUAGGCACACAUUCAGUCACAACAUAACAUGUAUUUAUGGUAACGCAGCUAGUUUAUGAGUACAUAUGCUGCUAUGUGAAAGAAUGAAGGUUGUAGGAAGUUAGACAAUUAUUAUAAACUAUAACUUGAUGUAUUGUACAACAAAAUAUUCUCACUUUAUAUUAGAUAAUACAGCAGUGAUAUUUAUGCAUGAAUGGUUCAUAUGUGAACUGUCACUGACUUGAGGUAGUGACUACACUUUCCUUACAGCUUGGAGCAUUAGCGAACAAUUGAAUUUUGAAAGCCUUUUUACACUGGUAGCUUUGCUUUGUACACAUGGCUGAUUCCAGGGUGUGCACAUAAAACUGUUUCCUUAGGAAGGUUUAAAAAACAAUUUAUUUGCAUAAAUACUUGUUAAACCCGCCCCGUUUCCCACAGACUAAUGAUGAUGAUGAUGACAACAAUGACGAUGACAAUGACGAUGAUGACAGCAGUCACCAAAACUCAGCCAUUUCUGGAAAUUUGCCCCUAUGAUGGUUAAAACUAUCUUUUUUCUACACAAAGCUUUAAUUUGACUGUAAAGUAUUGACCUUGUGAGGGAGACCAUGACCUGGUCCACCCAACCUGCCGUCUAGACUACAGUGUAGCCAUCGGGUAUUGCCACAUGGGUCAUUUUCUGUUAGAAACCUUUCCACAAAUGCCUUGAUAAGCAGGAUCCUGUUACGCCUUGACAUUCCACAUCAAGAUUUCUGCAUGGCUUGUUGAACACAGCAAUUCCCCUGAUGGUGCAAACUUUACAUUGUUAACAACAUCACAGUGUCCCAGAAAGUCUUGAAAACUUCCCUCACUGUAGUCCAUAAGUUUGACAAGUCGU